AUGAACAGAAGUAAUGCUGAUAUUAGGGAAAGUGAGACGCAAGCAAAAACAGUAUCAAAUCGGAUUACAAAUGUGGAAAAACAGUUUGGCUUUCUGUGCGAGGGGUUUGCAGGGUAUGCCAGAAAAUCCGCCCGGUUAAGAGAUAAAGGUGAUGAACUAUCAAAAGCCUUAGUAACAUAUACAGAUACAGAAAGUCUAAAUCACACAUAUAAAAUGGGAAUUACAAAAUUUGCGGAAAAUUUAGCAGCAGUACAAGAUUACAGACAAGCAGAGAUACAAAGAUUAGAAGCACGAGUAAUCACACCUUUAAUGGAUUAUGGCACAGCUUGUAAACACGCGAGAGAUGAUCUGAAGUCAGCAUUUGCAGCCCAAAACAAAGAGCGACGGCAAAAAAAGACAUUAGAUAAAACAAUUGAUAAAAACCCGAGUGAUCGGAGAGAAAUUGCUGAGAGAGAUUUACAACGGGCAGGUGUAGAAUCGGCACGAACAUCAAAAGCUCUAGAAGAACAAAUGGACACAUUUGAAAGAAAGAAAUUAAAAGAUAUAAAGAAAAUUUUGAAUGAUUUUGUAACUGUGGAGAUGGCAUUCCAUGCAAAAGCAUUAGAAAUGCUCACAUCAUCAUAUCAGAGCCUCAAUAUAUUGAAUGAGGAUGAGGACUUAGAAGAGUUCAGAAAUUCCCUCCGCCCAAGUGCAUCAUCGGCACGCUUGAACAAUAUGAAGCGAACAGGCUCGCGGACGUCGCUUAACUCUGCAGGACUAACGACGACGAAAUCCACGCCGCCAACCACUCCGCGGCGAAAACCUCCAGCGAAGCCAAAAGCAAAGCCAUCCUCGAAAUCCACACCAAAUCACUACGGAAACCAUGUGAGUUUUAACCAUCAUGAUGAUGAAUCUGACGAAGAAGAAGAUGAUGAAGACGAAGAUGACGAAGAUGAUGACGACAACGAUGACUACGAGGAAAACAACAGAGGAAAAGUGAACGGUUCGUCACGACACUACAAUGGCUAUCGGAGAUAAAGGACGUUGCAGCUAUGCGUUGUGGAAUUUAGAAGUUGUGGGGUAUUCUCUUAUCUCAGGAAAUGUCACUAUGGGUACUGCAACAAUACUGACAUCAAUUGUGAGUGUUAUCUCAAAUAUUCCAGCCCAUGUUAUUAUGCUAAGGUGCAACUGCAACAAGACAUGAACGUGAUUUUGUUUUAAACUUCUAACGUAUUUUGUUUGAUGUUGAGGAGUUGUGAGAAAGUGGACACCAGACAAUGUUUUCUUGAGGGUAUUAUCACUUGUAUAUGAACUGUUUUAUGCCUGGACUUGAAGGUUUCUUUGUCAGUUUCUGUUCAGUUCAAAUUCAUUUUUUGCAUGAUUAAGUUAAAAAUGGAUAUUCUGAGACUGGUCCAACUAAAUUUCAGAGUUUAUUCUGUGAUUUCUCUGAAAGCUUCAAAUAUUGGUUCCGAUUAAUCAGUUUGCCAAUGUUCUUCUGAUAAAAUUGUGCUGUCAUCAUUCUUACAAGUGGUAAUUGGGUAACGUAUAAUGAUGAUAUAUGUAAAAUCUGUUUUGGUAUUUGAGCAAGAUUAGGAGACAUAUCAGGGUAUAAUAAAGAAACUUGUUUGCCAAAAGUGUGUGAAGUUUCAAAGGUACAACCAAUGUUCAAUUGUGCUCCACCUAUCUUUUGUUUAUGUCUCAAACUGUACUUAAAUUUGAAAAGUAAGAAAAGAAUCCCUCCUCCAAUGUCAAUGUAAGGUUCUGUAAGCGUGUCCAUGUCAACUUCAUUGAAGGACCCCUGUAGGAUUACCUGUGAUUUAUGAGAUCAGUAUUUGAUUUAGCAAUAGUGUUAUUUCUAUUUAAUGUUGAUUCGCCGAGGAGAAGAGUGUAAGAUAUUCAACGGUCAAUUUUAUAUUAUUUUGUACUCUUGAGGUGAAAUACGUUUAGAUUAAAUUAUCUGUAUUGACAUGUUUAGGUGUCGUUCUUGUAGCUGGAUGACUCCUGUGUAUUAUUUAUUUAUUUGGCUGAGCGUUCUGUUCAAAAUUGAAACUCGGGCUGUGAGGGAUUAUUAAGAUGCAGUAUUGUUGUUAGUGUAACCCAAGUGAAGCUGGUAAAACGGCUGGUGAAGGUUGGUUGUCCGAUGCCGGACAAAAGGUGCCUGUCGACGCUGUAAUACUAAUAUUACAGGAACGCACCUGCAUCGGGACUCAAUGAGAUUUUUCAUGUCAUAGUCAAGCAUUCUGCUGACAUGUUCAUUCAUUAGGUUCACGUUGGAGAAAACUGUAUAAAAUUAACUGUAGGUAGCUUUUAUGCAUAUGUAACUGUGGACCUCCUUAAUUGUGCAUCUCUUGACGUUUGAAUAGCUAAAUACAGUGGAACCUCCCUUAGCGGACACCUCUCUAUUAGGGACAACCUCUCUAUUAAGGACACUAGUUUUGGUCCCAAAUUGGUUGUUUCCAUUUAAUUUGACCUCUCUCAUCAGGUCACCUCUCUAUUAAGGACAGCACUUGUCAGUCCCAAGGGUGUCCUUAAUAGAGAGGUUCUACUGUAGUUACAAAAUAGAAUGCCAGCUUAGCCAAGGGCAUAGAAAUGAUCAGCUGAAUACUAUAGUUGUCGAGAUUAUUAACUCUUGAAAAUUAUUGAAGUGAGAUCUCGAAUGAUGUUUUUGCGAAAAUCUUAGGUACAGGGUUAAGGCGGUGAACAGUGUUUUGUUAAGCAGUUUUAGAGGCAGAUAUGCAUGGUAUCACAUUAAUUAAGUUAGAUUUGGCUACCAUGAAUGAAAUAGAAUUUUGUACAGUUUUGUAAUUUAGUAUUUUUUAUGAAUCAAGUACUGCGGAUUUUCUUCUAAGCAGUGUCACAUCUUACUGAAAUGUCCAUUCAAACAGUGAGUCAUCUUCCACAAAUAAAGAACUCGAGUAUUUCUUGGACGAUUAUGACUGUUUGAUUCUGGUCAUGACCAGUUUGUAAAGGUUUUGCUAUCAUCUCUGUGAUGUCAGCUGGUUCUGAUUUUGUACAUUGUGUAUUUUUCUGCAGCCUUUCUUUUCCACAGCAAGCUUUGCCAAAAGUUGUUAUUUUGACGGGCUUCUGCUGUCUUAUUUUCAAUAACUCCUCCUUUGAAAUCUACGAUAUAUACUCAUGGGGCCUUUUUGUUGUCAACUAGUUUUCUCCACAAAAAGUGGCGAAAAUGUGACCUCAUACAUUCUAGUUCCCUUGGAUAUCUUGAAGCUACAAGAGUUAAAAUUCACACAUUUCUGACGUGCUCAUCGCGAAAAUGAGGAGAUGAAUUUGUGAAUGUUAACCCAUGAUAUAUCGUGAUGGUGUUUGAAUAAUGGGUUGUUGUUUUCCUGUCUGUGAUCAUGCCAAACAUGUUCCAAGUGUCGAACUGUUAUAACCGCUUGUAGUAAACCUGACCAGUCUCACCCAUGACUUGUAUAGAUUGCUUUAUUUAAUAUUCACGCGGAUGCAAUAUUACAAUAACUCCGUCCAGUUUACGCCAUUCACUUACUCGUCUCACAUCAGUACCCUGUCUACAUGUGGUACAUGGUUUCCUAUCAUAUGAAUCGUUGAUAUCGUAUCAGAUUUUUGAGCAAUCUGGUUAUUCUUACAUUUCUUAUGUGCUUGUUACCAAAAUGGGCAGAUCAGUUCGUGAAUGUUGACUCUUGGUAUUAGAUCUGUAAAAAUCAUAUGUACAAAUUAGUCUUGUAUAUCGAUAAUGAUACAUGUAGGAUAGAUGUACCAUUGUUAAGUCUAGAUCAUUGUUCAUGACAACAUUGUUCAUUUUGGUUCAAAUCUUAGCUGGGAGGUGAUCAAGGAGGCAUCCUCCAUGCUCUGGGUGAUUCAGCCAUACCUCUAAAGGCUUUGGUCCUUUGUAAACAUGGUGGUCUACCGAUGGGCUCAACAAGGUCUCUGUCCAGCUCAUUUGCGAAGGUGUAUGACAGGACAGUGUUUGCUCUCACUGAAGGGUUGGGCGCCCUCUUGGAGUGUGUUAAUAAGACCAGUGUGACAAGUACAUGUAUAUGGUACAAUAAAGCAGUGCACAUUGAAACAAUAAGAUUUUGAUCAUCCAAUCAUUAAUCUGUCCAAACCUGUCGAUUUCUUUCACAGGGUAUGCAUGACAUUUGUUUAUCCAGUGACAUUUCCAUCCAUGACGUGAAGUUACUGUCGUUCUGUGCUAUACACUCAUGCAACAUUUUACAUGAUAUUAUUUUGAAAUCGUGUAAAGGCCAUAUUUCUAAGUGUGACUAGUUUAAUGAAUCGAUAUUCCCUCCAUUUUUCUCUUAUGUUUCUUGAUGAGAAGAACUUCAAUAAAUGACUUGCCUUCAUUUUCUCCAGACUUUUUCCACCUCAGUGGGAAGUUGUCUGUGAUAAAUUAUUGUCCUCCUACAAGGUCGAUAACAUUUUAAAAUGUAUUGUUGCCCUCCUACAAAUGUUGGUAAAUAUCUAAUUGUAAAUCCUGCAUAAUGUUGUGAAUCAAUGGAAACUGAUUGCAAAUGAUGAUGUAAUUUUUUGUCUCAAUUCAGAGACUUCAUUUUUUUCUCAAUUCUGAGAAACAAUUGAAAUUUUUGGCCUCUCGCUCCCUUCUUUAAUGUAAAUGUAAUGUUCCACUUAAAGAUUGACUGUUAAGAAUGUUUUAAAAGCUAAUUGCAUGGUCUGGCUUAUAAAAGCAUUGUGAGAUUUAACACGCUUUAGUAGUCCUUCUUACUCUACACCAAUAAUGCUUCAACUUCAGAUAAACAAUAUUUUUAGGGGACCAAGUUCCUUCGUUUUACCGCCAGGAGGAGAUGUUGACAUUACGGUCAGGUAUCAGUGAUGUUUCCAUGCUGAACCAACUAUACAGGAUAGAUCUGUUAUUCACACCUGGCUAAUAAGGACACCCUCUCUAUAAAGGACACAUGUUUUGGUCCCAGCUUUCAAUUCAAAAUGAUCUCUGGACAUCUGUGUAUCAAGGACAGAGUCAGUCAGUCACAAGGGUAGCCUUUAUGGAGGGGUUCUACUGUCCUACCAUGGCCUCCUCUGCAUUGGGACACAAUAAUUACAACGAUACAAAUUGUUUAUCAUUGUUUACUACUCUGUACCGAAUUCUAUUUGUAGUUUUCAAAAGGACAAUGUCAAGUGUAACGUCCUUUGACUGUUUUCUUUGCAUUCUGUGUUUCUGUAGGUUGCCUUCUCCAAAUGUGUAUAGUAAGCAGGUUUCUGCAGAAAAUCUUAUUUAUAUAAUAUGGUAAUAAAAGUAUUAGGAUA
Molecule: messenger RNA, 5220 nt
Organism: Lineus longissimus
Lineage: Eukaryota; Metazoa; Nemertea; Pilidiophora; Heteronemertea; Lineidae
Product: CBY1-interacting BAR domain-containing protein 1-like
Exons: 9
Coding region: 1-1017 (338 amino acids)
Biological process (GO): cilium assembly
Cellular component (GO): ciliary basal body; ciliary transition zone
Source: RefSeq, a predicted model, not a curated record